AUGCCCCGCCCACUCGCGCCCGGUGACGUCAUCGCCUCGCCGGACCCCGCCCGCGCCGCGCCCGGUGACGUCACCGCGCCCUCGGACGCAGCCGGUGACGUCACCGGGCCCUCAGGCCCCUCCCACAAACCUGCUGAUGACGUCACCGAGCCCCCUGAUGACGUCACCACCCCCUUAAACCCCUCCCACCGCCCCCCUGAUGAUGUCACCAAUCCCCCCGAUGACAACACCAGUCCCUCAAACCCCUCCCACCACGCACCUGAUGACGUCACCGACCCCUCCAGCCCCUCCCACAAACCUGAUGACGUCACCGACCCCUCCAGCCCCUCCCACAAACCUGAUGACGUCACGGGCCCCUCAAACCCCUCCCUUCACCCCUCCGAUGACGUCACCGAGCCCUCCAGUCCCUCCCACCACGCACCCGAUGACGUCACCGACCGCCCUGAUGACGUCACCGACCCCUCUGAUGACAUAACCGACCGCCCCAACGACGUCACCGCCCCUUCUGACGUCACCGCCCCCUCUGAUUACAUCACCGACCCCUCUGAUGACAUCACCGACCCCUCCGACCCCUCCCACAAACCUCCCGAUGACGUCACCACCCCCUCCGAUGACAUCACCGACCCCCCCAGCAAUUGCCCGCGCCGCUUCCCCUCGGCCGCCAAGCUCGCCGUCCACCGCCGCUCCCACACCGGCGAGCGCCCCUUCUCCUGCCCCCAGUGCCCCAAAACCUUCGCCGACCCCUCGGCCUUCCGGAAACAUCUCCGCGCCCACGCCGGGCUCCGCCCCCACCGCUGCGGCGCCUGCCCCAAGGCCUACGCCGAGCGCAAGGACCUGCGCAACCACCUGCGCGCCCACACCGGCGAGCGGCCGUACCUGUGCGCCGAGUGCGGCAAGAGCUUCGGCCGCUCCUCCUCGCUGGCCUGCCACCAGCGCAUCCACGCCGCCGCCAAGCCCUUCCCCUGCCGCGUCUGCGGCAAGGCCUUCACGCAGCUCUCCUCCUUCCAGAGCCACCAGCGCGUCCACACCGGCGAGCGGCCCUUCCUGUGCCCGCAGUGCGGCCGCACCUUCGCCGACCCCUCCAGCUUCCGGCGGCACCAGCGGGCGCACCAAGGGCUGAAGCCCUACGGCUGCGGGGAGUGCGGGAAGGCGUUCCGGCAGCCGGCGGAUCUGGCGGUGCACCGGCGGACGCACACCGGGGAGCGGCCGUGGCGCUGCGGCGACUGCGGGAAGGCGUUCGUGGCCUCCUGGGACCUCAAGAGGCACCGGCUGACGCACUCCGGGGAGCGGCCGUGGCGCUGCGGCGACUGCGGGAAGGGGUUCGGGGAGAGGGCGGCGCUGGGGAAGCACCGGAGGACGCACUCCGGGGAGAGGCCCUUCGCCUGCGGGAGGUGCGGGAAAGGCUUCGGGGGCGUCUCGGGGCUGAGGAAGCACGAGAGGACGCACGGGAAGGAGGAGGAGGAGGAGGAGGAGGCGGGAGGGGGCGUGGCUGGGGGUGGGGCGGAUGGGAAAAGCGGCAACAUGGCCGCCGGCGGGAGCAAUAUGGCUGCCGGUGGGAGAAAUAUGGCCGCCGGUGGGAGAAAUAUGGCCGCCGGUGGGAGCAAUAUGGCCGCCGGUGGGAGAAAUAUGGCCGCCGGCAAUAUGGCGGCUCUUGGGGUGAGCAAUAUGGCUGCCGGUGGGAGCAAUAUGGCCGCCGGUGGGAGCAAUAUGGCUGCCGGUGGGAGAAAUAUGGCCGCCGGCAAUAUGGCGGCUGUUGGGGGAAACAAUAUGGCCGCCGGUAAUAUGACGGUUGUUGGGGUGAGCAAUAUGGCCGCCAGUGGGAGCAAUAUGGCCGCCAGCAAUAUGGCCGCCGGCAAUAUGGCGGUUGUUGGGGGAAACAAUAUGGCCGCCGGUGGGGGAAAUAUGGCCGCUGCCAAUAUGGCGGUUGUUGGCAAUGUGGCGGUUCUUGGGGUGAACAAUAUGGCGGCCGGGGGGAGCAAUAUGGCCGCCACCAAUAUGGCGGCUGUUGGAGGAAACAAUAUGGCCGCCGCCAAUAUGGCGGCUGUUGGGGUGGGCAAUAUGGCUGCCGGCAAUAUGGCGGCUGUUGGAGGAAACAAUAUGGCCGCCGCCAAUAUGGCCGCGUCCAAUAUGGCCGCCACCACCACCAAUAUGGCCGCCGGUGGGGGAGACAAUAUGGCCGCCACAAGUAUGUCCGCCAUGUUAGAAAACAAAAUGGCCGACGCCAAUAUGGCCGCCGCAAAUAUGGCGGGAAUCCCGGUCUCGGAAAAGAAAAUGGCCGACGCCGACGUGGCCGCCAUGUUGGAAAACAACAUGGCGGACGCCGACGUGGCGGAGCUCAACGUGGCCGCCGGAUCCAAGAUGGCGGCGGGGCCCCGCCCCUUUUCCUGCGCGCUCUGUGGGCGGAGCUUCGCCUCGGGGGCGGGGCUAAGACGUCACCAGCGACGUCAUGGCCCCGCCCCCACGGGCACGGCGUAAGCCCCGCCCCCUUUUUUUUGGCGGAAGCGGGCGUGGUUUGGGUUCGUGGGCGUGGUUUGUGCGUGGCCACGCCCACUUCCGGGUCACAUGGUGUCAAUAAAC
Molecule: messenger RNA, 2577 nt
Organism: Pseudopodoces humilis (Tibetan ground-tit)
Lineage: Eukaryota; Metazoa; Chordata; Aves; Passeriformes; Paridae
Source: RefSeq, a predicted model, not a curated record